Molecule: messenger RNA, 1897 nt
Organism: Nerophis lumbriciformis (worm pipefish)
Lineage: Eukaryota; Metazoa; Chordata; Actinopteri; Syngnathiformes; Syngnathidae
Gene: scp2a
Product: sterol carrier protein 2a
Molecular function (GO): acyltransferase activity, transferring groups other than amino-acyl groups
Source: RefSeq, a predicted model, not a curated record
UUUUCCAAUGGCCGUAACCGGAAGAGGUGGGUGUGCUGAUGCUGGCUAGCAAAGCAACACAAGUGACGUCGUCCUCCACCUGCCGACUACGACCAACUAUGGCUCCUCGGAACACCAACAGGGUUUUUGUGGUCGGCGUUGGGAUGACGAAGUUUGACAAGCCUGGAGCCCGUGGGGACUACGACUACCCUGACAUGGCCAAGGAAGCGGGUCAGAAGGCUCUGGCGGACGCAGGGAUCCCGUACUCGGCCAUAGAACAAGCCUGUGUGGGAUAUGUCUACGGGGACUCCACGUGUGGGCAGAGGGCCAUCUACCACAGCCUGGGCUUGAGCGGGAUCCCCAUCAUCAACGUCAACAACAACUGCUCCACGGGCUCCACCGCGCUCUUCUUGGCCCGCCAGCUGGUCCAGGGAGGUCUUGCAGAUUGUGUGCUGGCGCUUGGAUUUGAGAAGAUGGAGAGAGGCUCUUUGUCAUCGAAGUACAUGGACAGGACCAGUCCCAUGGACAAGCACAUGGAGGUGAUGAUAAACCGCUACGGCAUGGUGGCAGCUCCCCCGGCUGCGCAGAUGUUUGGCAACGCUGGCAGGGAGCACAUGGAGAAAUAUGGCACUAAGCCGGAGCACUUUGCCAAAAUUGCCUGGAAGAACCACAAACAUUCCACCAACAACCCUUACUCUCAGUUCCAGGAUGAGUACACUUUGGAGCAGGUGAUGAACUCCAGGAAGGUGUUUGAGUUCUUGACUCUGCUGCAGUGCUGCCCCACGUCGGACGGUGCCGGUGCUGCAGUUUUGGCCAGCGAGGACUUUGUCAGGCGUCACAGUCUGGAGAAGCAAGCAGUGGAGAUCCUGGCCCAGGAGAUGGUGACUGACCUGGCCUCCACCUUUGACCAGAACAGUUGCAUUAAGAUGGUGGGUUACGACAUGUCUCGGGUCGCCGCCAAAAAGUGUUUUGACGCUGCGGGGCUGACGCCGGACGACGUGAGCGUGGUGGAGCUGCACGACUGCUUCUCUGCCAACGAGCUCAUCACCUACGAGGCCCUUGGACUGUGCCCUGAAGGUAAAGGAGGUGAUCUGAUUGACAGAGGAGACAACACAUACGGCGGCAAGUUUGUGAUCAACCCCAGCGGUGGUCUGAUCUCCAAAGGACAUCCUUUAGGAGCCACUGGUCUGGCCCAGUGUGCUGAGCUGUGCUGGCAGCUGCGAGGUCAGGCUGGCAGGAGGCAGGUCCCUGGAGCCCAGGUGGCCCUGCAGCACAACAUUGGCCUGGGAGGAGCGGUGGUUGUCACUCUUUACAGGAUGGGCUUCUCACAGGAUGGCAGUGCACAGGUGAGUGCAGUACCCACAUCUGCAAGCCACAGCUUGGAGGCCUUUAAGGCGUACCCUGUCUUCCAAGAGAUUGAAAAACGUCUACAGGAGGAAGGAGAGCAGCUGGUCAAGAAGAUCGGAGGCGUUUUUGCCUUCCAAGUGAAGGAUGGCCCGGGUGGAAAGGAGGCCACUUGGUUUGUGGACGUGAAAAAUGGCAGCGGCUCCGUCGCCAAUCAAGCUGGUACCAAGGCUGACUGCACCCUCUCCAUGAGUGAUGAGGACCUUCUGCAGUUGAUGACCGGCAAGUUGAACCCACAGACGGCGUUCUUCAAAGGGAAGCUGAAGGUGACGGGCAACAUGGGUAUGGCCAUGAAGCUGCAGAGCCUUCAGAUCGCACCAGGAAGAUCUCGGCUGUGAUGACAUCACUUCCUCACCUUACCAUUGGACACUUCUUAUCCAGUUCCUGUGAGGCAAACAUGUCUUUUUUGGAACUGGAACCUGAUAGUUGCACCUCUGUUGUGCUUAAACCGUCUGAGAACACAAAUAAAACAUUGCAGUAAAUAAACUCUCUUCAAUUAAAAUGUUCAAUAUUU